CGAGGACCAAAACCAGCAUUCUUCUGCCAACCUCAGACCAGAAAACAUCAUGAAGUUGAUCAUCUUAACCGCUCUGAUCGGCGUGUGCGCAGCGAGUUAUGUACCUCCUCACGUAGUGCGGUCACUAUUAGACAGAAAUGCUAACAUCCUGAGGUCUGAAUCUGAAGUCAACGAAAAAGGAUACCACUACGCUUUCGAUACGGAUAAUGGAAUCCACGCAGACGAAGCAGGAGUUGAAGCCAACGGCAUCCAGGCAGCCGGCAGCUACUCCUACACUGGUGAUGACGGCCAAGUCUACUCCGUGAGGUAUACGGCUGAUGCCAACGGCUUCCAGCCUCAAGGUGCUCAUCUGCCGACCCCACCGCCCAUUCCGGAGGCUAUUGCGAGGUCGCUGCAAGAGAACGCGAGGGAUGAAGCUGCUGGCAUUUAUGAUGAUGGAAGCUACCACGACGCCAGAUACGCUCCCGGAGUCAUCCUAGCCCGCAAGCAGUACCAGGCUCCGAGAUACCCUUUCAACCCUUACAAUCCUUACAACCCUUACCGUCGUUACUAAGCACCUACUGGCCAGUAAACACAGCAACACAGCAAGCAACAUUGUACAGUGCCAUUUGAUAUAGAUUAAGAAUAUAUUAUACAUACUGUAAAAAGAAAAUUAUAGAAGUUCAAAUGUAACGUGUGAUUGAAAAACUUGGGUUUUUGUAUGAAGGGUUAGGCCCCAUAUUUGUAGUAAACUUUUGUGAAAAAGUUGCGUCAACAAGUUGCUAGCAAUAUUGCGUUGCACAGUCGAUACAGGCAGUUGAAAAGCUCUCGUUCGACGCAAUAUUCUUGUUGCGCAACAAUGUUGAUCAACGCUAUACAAAUGUUUACCAUUAAUACGAGGUUUUUUUUUGUAGGAUUUUAAACAGUUUUUUCGUCACACGUUUUGAGUUGAUCUUUUGUACGUUAUUUUGUAUAUUGAAGCAAUAAAGUUGCAAUUAUAUUUGAUAAUGUUUUUAA
Molecule: messenger RNA, 996 nt
Organism: Helicoverpa zea (corn earworm)
Lineage: Eukaryota; Metazoa; Arthropoda; Insecta; Lepidoptera; Noctuidae
Product: cuticle protein 3-like
Exons: 4
Coding region: 50-553 (167 amino acids)
Cellular component (GO): chitin-based extracellular matrix
Molecular function (GO): structural constituent of chitin-based larval cuticle
Source: RefSeq, a predicted model, not a curated record